CUGCCGAUACUCCGGGGAUUUGUCAAGUCGUAUCUCAUUAUAGAACUCCCAAUGAGCGUAUGUCCUCCGUAAAUUGUCCCCGUCACCCCGGGGUAGCACAGAGCAGUAUGACGUAAAAAGAUUUUGUUCAUGUUCGACGGCCGUCUGUUCAUUUUAAUGCUAUUGUAACUCUUUCAAUGAAGACAACUGGGGUGUAUCGAUUACUCACUGCUGUCAGAAGCUAACUGAUUUCCUUUCAUGUCAAUAUGAGAACUUAAGUUGAAAAUUUUAAUGCCCUCUCCGAGCGGAAGGUUCAUGAAACGCAUGCGUUAAGUUCAACCUAAGUUAGCGUCCAGCUUGUCACACGGGCGAACAGCAACUACGAAGAGCUCCGGCGUUCUUUGGUUGAAAGAACGUGCCAGCGUUCAAAAUGCCCAGUUUUGAUAAACUUCGCCUUACGCUUAGUAGUUGUGCCUCUUGCGGCAAAGGGAAAAACCAGUCGGACGCCAGCGCUGACACUAAUGAAAAUCUACGACAUAAUGGGAAACUAGAGAAAGUGGAUUCCGAGGAAUCUGAAGGCGACGAAAAUAAGGAACGCGGGAACUGGACCCGUCAGCUUGACUUUUUCCUGUCCUGCGUUGGGUACGCUGUUGGCCUUGGCAACCUAUGGAGGUUUCCAUACGUCUGUAUGAGAAAUGGGGGAGGAGCAUUCCUUAUUCCUUACUUCUUGUUCCUAUUUCUGUGCGGCAUUCCUCUGUUCUUUAUGGAGUUGUCUGUAGCCCAGUUUUCCAGCAGCAGCCCACUGAGUUUAUGGAGGAUAUGUCCACUCUUCAAGGGCAUAGGGUUUGGCAUGGUCCUGGUCUCUGCAGUGUUCUGCAUCUAUUACAACGUGAUUAUGGCGUGGGUAUUCUACUACCUGGCCAUGUCAUUUGCCGCUGACGUGCCGUGGGGGACGUGCGGAAACUGGUGGAACACGGAGAACUGCGUCAGCAAGGACCGUAAGCUUAACGUCACGUACGCUUUGGCCAACUGCACCAACUCCUACCUGAACUCGUCGCUCGACUUCAUGGCUUACCAGGUAGAGGAGAACGAGACGCUUGUGAUUAAUGAAGAGUUUUACUGGAAUUCAACGUGUAACAAUACGAUGAUUGAGCCGAAAGGGGUCAGCUCGACGGAGGAGUUUUGGCUUUACAACCUGUUAGAUAUUUCCCCCGGUAUAGAAGAUCUAAGAGGAAUAAAAUGGCAGUUGUUGAUUUGUCUGAUAGUAGCCUGGAUCAUAACGGUGCUGUGUGUGGUGAAAGGUGUCAAGUCUUCGGGGAAGGUCGUGUAUGUGACGGCCACGGUGCCUUAUGGCUUCUUGGUGAUCUUAAUGAUUCGAGGCUUGCUGCUUCCUGGGGCAAUCGAUGGCAUCAAGUAUUACGUGACACCUAAUUUCCAGAAGUUAACAGAGCUUAAUGUAUGGUGUGAGGCGUGUCUUCAAAUCUUUUAUUCUCUUGGACCCGCUUGGGGUGGACUUAUCACAAUGGCUGGCUAUAAUAGGUUCCACAAUAAUAUGUACAGAGAUGCCAUCAUCAUUCCCCUUGUAAAUUGUUUCACCAGUUUCUUUGCUGGAUUCGUCAUUUUCUCUGUGAUUGGUUUUAUGGCCAAGGAAUCAAACACCCCUAUCGACCAGCUAGGGAUACAGUCAGGCCCUGGUCUAGCUUUUGUUGCGUAUCCCGAGGCGAUAGCGAGGCUUCCGAUAUCUCCACUCUGGGCUAUUAUGUUUUUCCUGAUGUUGCUGACUCUCGGACUUGACACUCAGUUUGCAACGCUGGAAACUCUGACCAGCAGUUUCGUCGACGAAUUUGCUCAGUUUUUAAGAAAAAGAAAAAUGCUGUUCACCACAUUUGUGUGUCUUAUAGAGUUUGGAUUGGGAUUACCGUGUGUAACUAGGGGAGGAGUGUACGUGUUCCAGAUAAUGGACUGGUACAGUGCCGCAUUCGCCGUUGUCACAAUGGGAUUGUCUGAAGUCCUGAUCAUAGCUUGGAUAUAUGGUGGGAACCGAUUGUACGACGACAUCGAGAUGAUGAUCGGCUACAAACCAAACAUCAUUUGGCAGAUAUGUUGGAGGUUCUUAACUCCUGUGCUACUUUUUAUUGCAUUUGUGCUGACUGUCAGAGACUAUAAAGCUCCCUUCUACGGCACGUACAGCUACCCACCCUCUGCCAUACAGUUUGGAUGGUUCCUCGCCUCCGUGCCGCUCAUACCCAUACCUAUAGUGGCUGUGUAUCAAAUCUACAAAACACCGGGACCUUUUACGCAGCGUAUCAGGACACUGCUUAGGCCGUCUGAGGAUUGGGGUCCAGCGGUUGCUAAGUACCGAGCGUCUUACAAAUAUCGGUGUGACGCUGUCAGGGUGCCGACACAGGAACCGGAUCAGGAAGAUCCUGUUUUUGAGGAAUCGAAGGAGCCCUUAGACGAUACUGACGAUUCAAAAGUAUAGUCACUGGUAUACAGGUGUGACUGGAUUGUACCUUGUAACUGUGAAUUUGAAUAGAUUGUUUGAAAGUGACACAUGCAAAUCUGGUUAUACAUGUACAAUAUAGUGGUACUUGGUUACAUAAAUUAUAUUUCGUAUUACUCUUCAUACUGGUACAGUAAUACUCUUAAUAAAGAAUCGCUGUUGCUAUGACUUGCACUUAGAACAAGCUGUGUUGAGAUUUGUUCCAAUCAAAAAUAAUGAAAUUUCGGUACCUUCAAAUUUCCGAUCCCAGCCUACUAAUCGGACAUAAUAAUUGCUUUCUCCCUUCUAGUAAUGCAGUCCUACGCAAAGUACACAUAAUGCUAUUUCAUUGACUAUAAGAUGUCACAUUGGUGUCACAAUGUACAAAUAAGGGACCAUUCCCAGACCCUACCGUACUAACUGUGGAUCGAUCUAUCUCCGAGGGGAUUUUUACUAAA
This is a messenger RNA of Lingula anatina, 2919 nucleotides long. Its product is annotated as sodium- and chloride-dependent glycine transporter 1. The record is from RefSeq and is a predicted model, not a curated record. Gene Ontology annotation, cellular component: plasma membrane. Gene Ontology annotation, molecular function: amino acid:sodium symporter activity. Gene Ontology annotation, biological process: nitrogen compound transport; sodium ion transmembrane transport; amino acid import across plasma membrane. Lineage: Eukaryota; Metazoa; Brachiopoda; Lingulata; Lingulida; Lingulidae.